Messenger RNA from Letharia columbiana, 927 nucleotides. RefSeq lists its product as uncharacterized. The transcript has 6 exons. The record is from RefSeq and is a predicted model, not a curated record. The coding region runs from base 1 to 927 and encodes 308 amino acids. Lineage: Eukaryota; Fungi; Ascomycota; Lecanoromycetes; Lecanorales; Parmeliaceae.
AUGGACCAACCACCUUGCUCAUAUCUGGUAUUGCAAGCGCAAACUUCGGAGAAUGAUCAACGGCAGCGCUUAGACUUGCUCGUGUGGAAUAAGACCGAGCAGCUUUUGGCCGAUGCUGACGCAGACGUCUUUGAGAUCUUUGACUGCUGCUACGCAGGGAACUUGUGUCUCACCAGAGGGCAACCCAGAUUGUUCGAAUUCCUGGCAGCGACCAAAGAGAUGGCCACGACAAAAGUUCCUGGUGAAGACUCGUUUACGUCAGCCCUUAUAUACGCACUAGAAGCUUUGGUCGAGGAGAAAGGCAUGUUCACAACGGUAGAACUCCUCAGAAAGAUUAAGUCCCAUGCGCCCAACUUCCCUAGUGAUCAGAUUCCCGUGCUCUCCGAUCGAAGAGACGAUGCCCAAGCUGGUCGCAUCAUGCUUCAUCCACUCCACAGAAAUCUAGAAGAUGGCUCACGAACCGCUAUAUCAUCGGAAGAAACUUCCAAUCUAGAUGCUCUCAAACGCCACACCGUGACUUUGCAUUUUGAUUUCGCCAACAAACCUCCAUCUACAGACAUUGAGAUCCUCGGCCGCCAUUUGAAUCAAAUUUUUGAGAGGUCCACCCUUGGUGUAAAUCGAGUGCGGUGGGGGGGUAUGAAACGAUCAGCGGCUGCCCGUGCUGUUGGAAGCUUUCAGGCUGGUUUGCAACGAUCUCGUCGCGCGAGCAUGAAACAGUGGCCGAUUUUUGCUACGAGCCGGGACUCACCGCAGGCGCUGGAGCUUGCAGCAACAGGGAGCGUGGGCGUCAACCCUCCGAUUGUCAGCGCCAUAUCAUUCCCAAAUUCAUCGAGCUCAAAUGAGGAGAGCGACGACGGCCACACCUUAGUCCGCAGAGUCCGAAACAAGAAGCGGAAGUUCGAUACGGAUGGAGAAGAGGCUUCCUGA